AUGUUCAACAUAAGAAAGCAACUCAUACAGAUUUGGAACGACAUUAAGGUGAGUAAAUGAUGGCUAAAUUUUCAUUGUUGGGUGAACUAUCCCUUUAAUGAUACCCGUGGUGUACCAACAGAAUUUAAACAGUGCACUGAGACUCCUCCAUGUAAAGACCUGUUUACUCUCUUGCAGUAUUUUUUUAUCAUUACUGGAAUCUCAAGGUUUGUUUGAGGUUGUUUGACAAUGUGACUCUAAUUGUUUUUUAGGUUGGCCACCUAAAUUGAAAUGUCAAAUGUGCAACAGUGUGAACCAUGAAAAUAAACAGCAGCCUGGCCGCUGCAUCGAGAGAAUGUGUUAAAAUCGUGGUUUCUGAAUGGGUGAGGAGCAGAUGCAACAAACACAUUACCUUACUUCCUCAUCUGCUCUGCUAUCGUCGACUUCUGCGUUGCUGUUCAGAGGUAUGUUUUCUCAUUAGGAAUCAUGGCGAUGAACACCACAGUCGGAAAUAUCACCAGCCCCGCAGUGACAAGCAACCCAACUUCUGAAGCCACCUCGGCCCCGGAACACUUCACCAAGCCCUUCAGAGUCACCCUGAUCAUCAUUUACACUGCAGUCCUUCUGGUUGGCAUCACCGGCUUAACUGUCAUGAUCAGCUUGUUAAAAACAAACAUUCGCUCGUUAACCACCAUCGCCUUCUUGAAUUUGAUGGUCGCACACUUUCUUUUCCUGUUUACUGUGCCGUUCAGAAUCUACUACUACGCAUCCAAAGAGUGGCACCUGGGUCAGGGAUUCUGUAAACUGGUCAGUGCCAUGGUUCAUAUCCACAUAUACAUGGUGUUUACAAUCUACUCCAUCCUUCUCACGGUUCGUUUCCUGCAUUUUUACAAGAAAACGCAGCGGACCGAGUUCUACAGAAGGCUGCAUGGCCUGGGAGCAAGCGCUCUGGUGUGGUUCAUCCUGUUAGUCAUCAUGGUACCCGUCGUGCUGAUACAAUACGGAAAUAAAACCAUGCCAGAAAACGAGUGCUUCAAAUUUGGAGAUGAAAUAAAAAAGGACUAUGUCUACGCCCUGAACUUGGUUCUAUCCAUCUUUAUUAUCACGGUGUCGUGUCUUCAGACCUGCAUCCAGGUGAUCAUCCUGCGCUCGAUGAUACUCAAGUACGGCCCUGCCAGCAGCUCCCAGCAGGAGUUUUGGGUCCAAAUAAAAAACCUCAGCUUUGUACUCAUCAUGCUCACCUGCCUGGUACCGUACCACCUUUUCAGGCUACAAUACAUGAAACACCAUGAAAACCUUCAUCAGAUAAAUGAAGUGUUUCUGGCCAUCACUGGGCUUACGUGUUUCGACAUGCUGACGUUCACUGGGAAGAACAUAUGUAAAGUGUGCUGGACCUGAUUCAUUUAAACGGAUAAACACGGAACAUAGACAUCAUUUUCCGCAUCACUACCCAUAAAUCAGGGUCUGCAGAAACCGUUUUAGCAGGACACAAUUGUUAUAAUUAUUAAGGU
Molecule: messenger RNA, 1490 nt
Organism: Carassius carassius (crucian carp)
Lineage: Eukaryota; Metazoa; Chordata; Actinopteri; Cypriniformes; Cyprinidae
Gene: gpr141
Product: probable G-protein coupled receptor 141
Exons: 2
Coding region: 466-1377 (303 amino acids)
Biological process (GO): G protein-coupled receptor signaling pathway
Cellular component (GO): membrane
Molecular function (GO): G protein-coupled receptor activity; oxysterol binding
Source: RefSeq, a predicted model, not a curated record